UUUAUACUAGUUGAAUUGAACGCGUUUUAUUUGUAACUGCAAAAAUGACGAAUAGAUAUUAUUUCGAGAGAACAAAAGCAUGGAUGCUAAACAACAAAAUAAUCGUAUUCCUAAGUUUGCUAUCGUUCUGUCUCUUCGUCUCUACCCUCGCGAUGGCUGGACAAAGAAACAGGUUGAAUAAUGAGUUGAGUGAUUUAAGAAAUAGUAUAACAACGGUUAAACCUGCGCCUGAUGAAAAUGAUAAUGGCGCGGGUGGUGGAGACAAUGAUGGCGAUGGUGGUACUGAUACCGGAAAUGGUGACAAUGCUGGAGGCGGUGGUACUGAUACUGGAAAUGGUGACAAUGCUGGAGGUGGUGGUACUGAUACCGGGAAUGGUGACAAUGCUGGAGGUGAUGGCAAUGAUACCGGAAACGGUGACAAUGCUGGAGGUGGUGGUACUGAUACCGGAAACGGUGACAAUGCUGGAGGCGAUGGUACAGAUACCGGAAAUGGUGACAAUGCUGGAGGUGGUGGUACUGAUACCGGAAAUGGAGACAAUGGCAGUGACGCUGGGACCGACGGAGGAAAUAACAACAAUGGCACAGACAAUGGGAAUAGUGCGGGUGAAUCAAAUGCCAAUAACAAUGUAGAAAAUAAAAAUGGUAAUGCACCCAACGUAGAUGUUGAAAACAAGGAAACUGUUGAUAGUCCUGUCGCUAAUUUUAACGCAGCUAUAGCAGAAGAAUUGAAUAAUGAAGAUGAUGAAAUAAGUGCUGUAGGUGCAAGCAAUAGAGAUUAUGAAAACGAUCUCAGUGCACAGUCUCGUAUGACUGACAGUUUUGAAGAAAAUUUAAGAGGGUUUGAUAGUGUUUUGUUAGAGAAGUUAGGUAUUGGAUCAUAAGUUCAGUUAAUUUCAUUUAUAGACUUAGAAAAUUGUGCGUAAGAUAAAUUCGGAUUGAAAAAUCUGUUUGUGUGUUGAUAUUCUAUAUAGGUUUUAAUUUUUUUUUUAUAUACAUAUAUUCGGUUCAUAUAUA
Molecule: messenger RNA, 1014 nt
Organism: Colias croceus (clouded yellow)
Lineage: Eukaryota; Metazoa; Arthropoda; Insecta; Lepidoptera; Pieridae
Product: cell wall protein IFF6-like
Exons: 1
Coding region: 45-881 (278 amino acids)
Source: RefSeq, a predicted model, not a curated record